AUGCUGCUCCUGCCACUCUUAUUAUUUUUCCCUUCGUUGCUUAACCUGAUGUUUGCCAAUAGUGCUCUCUAUCGAAAUCCAACAGGCGAAAUUUCUCUCGGUAACUUUAAGUGCAACCCCUUCUAUUACCUUUGGGAAGAAAAACUUACAUCGUCCAUGGUAAAAGGUCAGUUUUUCUGCGCUUUCCUUUGUGUUAAUGAACCGAGGUGCUAUUCGUUUAACGUGGCAGAGUAUCCUGACUCCAAUGGUCUUUAUCUUUGUGAGUUGUUGGUCACUGACAAGUACAGAGCUACUGGAAAGCUCUUUGCGAAUGCCACAUUCCAUCAUUUUAGUCCUUGGGUAAGCUCUCCUUGCAUAUUUGGUGAUUGAAAAGUAUUUUUAUCAAUAGAAAUUGUACUGUUUGUGGAACAUUCUCGGUCUAUUUUCAGUCUCCAUGUGAAAGCGCUCCCUGUAAGAACGGUGGUGUCUGUGAUCCUAAUUAUGAGUGGAACUCCUAUCAAUGUCACUGUAAGCCUGGAUUCUGCGGAACUCACUGCAAACGAGGAGGUAUAAAACAGCUCGUGUGCUUUUUUUGUUUUAUUUUUUUUCAGAUGUUGAAAAUUACAUUUGCAGAGGGUUUUGAUUCAAUUUUUUUUGUGAUUGGUCAUUUUCACUGAAUCGUUUACAACUUUAGCUUCUUGAGAGCUCUACAUACCUCUUAAGUGCUUCACAUCCAGAUAAGCACACAGCUGCUGCGAUAGAGCAUUAUUCACGUAAAAGUUUGCUACGUUUCAUUGCGUACUGUACGUCAUUAUUAUGUACAAUGGGAAUACGAAGCACGCUAAUGAUUGUACACGGAUUCUCUGACGAAAUGUAAUCCUUCCCAUAAAAACCCCCAUGAGUUUAAUCAGAUGCCAAGAACGCAUUAAAUAAGAUAUACUUAAUUAUAAUCAAUUUCUACUUUUUUGCUUCCAAGGAGAUAAAACCUGCAGUCAGGUCAAACUAUGUAAUCUCCCAAGUGGAUCUUACGUCAUCGACCCUGAUGGAGAGGGCGGAGUGAAACCUUUCAAAGUCUAUUGUAACAUGACUGACAAGGACGGUGUUGGAGUGACAGUUGUCAGUCAUGACAGUGAAGGCAGGACGUUGGUGCGAGGGUUUAGUGCCAAAGGCUCUUAUUCUCGCUCCAUCAAUUACACGGAGGCUGAUAUGGCUCAACUGGCAAACCUGACAGCUUCAUCAGCUCACUGUGAGCAGUUUAUAAAGUACGAGUGCUUCAACUCGCGGCUCCUCUCCAAUGGUAACAUGUAUGGCUGGUGGGUGUCACGUGAUGGAGAGAAGAUGAAGUACUGGGGAGGAGUUGAUUCUGUUGAUUACAAAUGCGCAUGCGGCUUGAAUAAUACAUGUGCAAACAUUAACCGCGGAUGCAACUGUGACGCGAAUGACAACACAUGGCGAGAGGACAGCGGCCUCCUCAAAGACAAAUCCAAGCUGCCAGUGAAACAACUGAGGUUUGGAGAUGCCUAUUAUUAUGGUGACAAGGGAUACCACACACUUGGAAAGCUCAAGUGUUUUGGACUCAUUUAA
Molecule: messenger RNA, 1563 nt
Organism: Pocillopora meandrina
Lineage: Eukaryota; Metazoa; Cnidaria; Anthozoa; Scleractinia; Pocilloporidae
Source: the annotation of a GenBank genome assembly